Messenger RNA from Thunnus maccoyii (southern bluefin tuna), 4687 nucleotides. It is a transcript of the gene tnfrsf21, whose product is annotated as tumor necrosis factor receptor superfamily, member 21. The record is from RefSeq and is a predicted model, not a curated record. The transcript is spliced from 6 exons. Gene Ontology annotation, biological process: negative regulation of T cell proliferation; negative regulation of B cell proliferation; neuron apoptotic process. Lineage: Eukaryota; Metazoa; Chordata; Actinopteri; Scombriformes; Scombridae. The coding region runs from base 342 to 2426 and encodes 694 amino acids. Gene Ontology annotation, molecular function: protein binding.
GCCGCACUGCACACUGAAUAAUCCUGGACGGGGCGAGGCGGCGAUCCCAGUGUGGCCCUCAUCCAUCAUCGCUAUGGGAAUUACCACAGCGUUCUUUCUGAACCAAGCCCUCAUCCCGUACUAUCUGAAACCGGUCCACCUGGAGACACAGACUAUAAAACACUGCAGUUGAGACUGUCGCUGCACCACAGAGCCCAGCUCAGCUUCUCUCCUCCAGCAAGCAGAGGAGGAUGAUGAGGAUGAGACACAUCUAGAGAUGAGAAGUGUUUCUCUUGCUGACAACUUGGACAAGGACGUUCGCUCGACUCUCAUCUAAGUCUGUGUUUUUCUAGAUCGGGACGAUGCCCGUCAUGUGUGUGUCCGCAGUGCUCUUAUGGACAGUGGUGGUUGACAUCUCAGCCCGGGUUCUGACCACAACUAGCCCAGCUGACCAGCCCUUCCUCUCUCCCCGCCACUAUCAGCACACCGAUCCAGACUCGGGCACCCAGCUGGUCUGCGACAAGUGCCCGGCAGGCACCUAUGUGUCCGUCCACUGCUCCCUAUCAGCCGUGAGGGAGUGCAGCCCCUGCCCUGAAGGUACCUUCACACGGGGCGAGAACGGGGUCCAGCAAUGCCACCGUUGUCGGGCUCCGUGUCCUGCAGGCUUCAUCGAGAAAGUACCCUGCACUGCCACCCAGGACCGUGUCUGCACGUGUCCCCCCAGCAGCUUCUUAUCGGGGGAUGGUGGCAACGAGUGUAAGCCCUACUCACUGUGUCCUCCAGGGAAGAGGGUGAAAAAGCGGGGCAGCGCAAAAGAGGAUGUGCUCUGUAAGCCAUGCAGCAGGGGGACUUUCUCAGAUGUGGAGUCGAGUGCCGAAAAGUGCCGAACCCACACAGACUGCCAAGCUCAGGGGCUGGUGUUACUCGCACCAGGGACAAGAGAGACAGAUAAUGUCUGUGGCCCACCUUCUACAGCUCCCUCCUCUUCUUCAUCAUCGCCUGUUUUCACAACCACCCCACUGGGGCCUGCUCGGGCUGUGCUUGCACAGGAACCAGUGAUUUCUUCAUCCUCUCCAUCAUCAUUACUGGCGGAACUUUCACACAAAGACACCUACAGCCAGUCAGCAGCCAUUCUACUGUGGAAAAGCCCAGAUGGGAAAGACCACCGAGCAGAGGGCCUACUCCUCAGCAGGACAACCAAUCCCACCCUACCAAACCGUGAACCCACAGAGACUCCACUGCCCCCAGCUCGCAAGCAAUCGGUGGAUCGCAAGGACCACCCAAAUUCUGACCCUAUGCCAGGCCCUAACAAGAGGGGGAUGGAAAGGUUAGAGGAUGCUGAGGUAGUCAAGGUUGGGACAGGUAUCAGCAAGGUAGCUGGACAGGGGACUGGAGGUGGUGGUGGAGGUGUGAUCUCCAGCUCCUACAGGCCCACUCGCAGGGGGUCCCCGCGGCCGACCACCCAUAAUCACUUUGACAUCAACGAGCACCUCCCUUGGAUGAUCGUGUUGCUGCUCCUGCUGGUGCUGGUGGUAAUUGUGGUGUGCAGCGUGAAGCGGAGCUCUCGGGUGCUGAAGAAGGGCCCCAUGCAGGACCCCAGCAGCAUCAUGGAGAAGGCCAUUCAGAAGAAACCUUCUGCGCCCCCAGUGCAGGUCAAAGAGAAGUGGAUCUACUACUCCAAUGGACAGGGGGUGGAUAUUCUGAAACUGGUAGCGGCCCAGGUUGGCAUCCAGUGGAUUGACAUCUAUCAGUCGCUGGCCAACGCCACCGAGCGGGAGGUGGCUGCCUUCUCCAAUGGCUACUCGUCCGAUCACGAGCGGGCAUACGCCGCGCUGCAGCACUGGACCAUCCGGGACAGUGACGCCAACUUGGCCAAGCUGAUCAACGCCCUGCACCGGCAGCGCCGCAUCGACGUGGUGGAGAAGAUCCGCUGUGUCAUGGAGGACAACCCACAGUUUGACAUCAACCAGCUGAUGACCUCAGUGAAUGUAAGCCAAAGCCUCAGUCCCAUUCACAAGCCGCUAGAGUCUCCCAGCAGCGUCGGCAGCAGCAGCCAUAAUGGUAGCGUGGGCGGGGGCAGCGGUGUGGGCGUGGAGCAGUCACCGGUGGACCGCACCAAAGGCUUCUUCCCCGACGAAUCAGAGCCCCUGCUCCGCUGUGACUCCACCUCUAGCAAAGACUCCGCCCUCAGCAGGAAUGGCUCGUUCAUUACCAAAGAAAAGAAAGACACGGUGCUCCGGCAAGUGCGUCUGGACCCUUGCGACCUGCAGCCCAUCUUCGACGACAUGUUACACAUCCUGAACCCGGAGGAGCUGCACGUCAUCGAGGAGAUCCCGGCCGCCGAAGACAAGCUGGACCAGCUUUUUGAGAUUGCAGGAGUCAAGAGUCAGGAGGCCAGCCAGACGCUACUGGACUCGGUCUACAGCCACCUCCCCGACUUGUUAUAGUGGAGGAAGAAAGGAAGGAAACGGAAGGAAAGGAAGAAAACACACAGAGGAGAAGCGGCACAGGAUUAAAAAAGAAUGUCUAACUGAGAUCUAGUGUUGUGCAGAUUAAGCUUGGGUUGAUGUUUGAUCUGAUAGAGUCAUCAUGUCACUUUGUUACAUGAUUUCAGCUGGGUGUUGUAGAUGAGGUUAUCUACUUCCUGCAAUGACUCUUUUAAAAUCUUUACUGGUACUUUACUCCUCUUUACCCUCGAAUCCCCCUCUUCUGCCGUCUUGUGUGUAAACACUAUUACUCCUUCAUCCAUCCUCUACAUCAUGAUACAGGGUCAAAGCUCAAUGUAAUCGAAGCCUUCUGAGUGUUACGAGGAGGAGUACUUUUCUUAAAUAUGUUCAGCCUUAGCAAUGAGGCUCAAAAAAACUGGGCUGAAAAGGAACUGAAUAUGUAUUUACUGAAAAAUAUAGUAAGCACUUUCUUUAUCUUAACUGGCCAAUGCCUUCACCUUUAAAGGAUAAUACCGGUGUUUUUUGUUGUUUGUGCCAAUUAUGCAGGUUUCAUCUGCCUUUAGUGUUUAAAAAACAUAAGUAAAAAUGGAAAUUUCACACAGACAAUAGUAAAUAAGCUAUGACACUGGUAUUAUUCUUGGGGUUUAAGGGGUUUGAGGUUGUUAAAAGAUAAACGAUGGAGACCACAUUCACAGACAUUUUUCCAAGGUGUGGAUUGGCCCUGAAGUCAUGUGCCUGAACUUGUUACAUGUUCCUUUUCUUAAACCAUGAACCCUCUUUUUUUAUUUCUUCCACCCUCCUCCAGCUGCCUGUACUGUACCUGGAGCACAACACCUCUCCGGGUCUUAGCAUUUUAGCUUGUAACCACUCUGCCGGACCAGCAGGGGGCAGCAUUAGACUAGAGGGCUGACCUGUUGCUCUGGAACCAAAGCCAUAUAUCUCAAAUAUUGGAUUAAAUGUUUAAAUAAUCCAAUAAUAUGUAUCUAAUAUUAUGAUAUAUGGCUUUGCUUUGAACUGUUUGCUUUUGGAUAAAAGCUCCAAAACGAACAAUUGACUGGACAGGAAGGGGGCAGUGUUUAGUGCCCCAGCCUGCUUCUCUGGAACCAAAGCCAUAUAUCUAAAAUGGUUUAGAUACGUCGCUUUGGAAGCUCUGUCACUGUUGGACUCAUGGACAGUAUACAAUAAAUACUUCUACCAGUAUGCACAUUCAGAUAUCUGCUAGCUAGCCCCAUUCACCUCAACAAAUGUAGCUUUGAUGAAGUGUUCUUGAUACAUUUUGGAGCUUCAUGUCGGUGUGGUUUUUGAUCAGACAUGAGUGUCUGAGCAUUUCAGUGCUAAUAGUAAAAAAAGAAAACAACAACAUUUUUCAUGCAGUUGUAUGUUGCUACAUGCUGUAUGUAGUUGAUAUUAAAAUGUAAUGAUGCACUAAUUCUAUUUUCUAUUGGAGAGGCAGACAUGUAUUUUCUGUGUCCUUUCUUUAACUGUUUAACUAACAUUUGAUUUUGUUGUAAUGUUUUCUACAUUUAAUUUGAUUUAUUAUGUUAUUGUAGCAUCUUUUUGUUAGCAUUUUCUUUGUAUCUCAUGUUUUCACGGGCAUUCAGAUAUAUUUUCCCCCCUGCUUGGCAUGACAAGAUGACCUGGCUGGGAUGUAAGAUAUGCAUACUCCAUACUCUACUUGAAGUCUGUCUACUUGUAUUACUUGAUUUAAAUGAGGAAGAAAUAAUGUACUCUUUCAGUUCCUUCAAAGUUCAACGUUCGCAAAAUAAUAAUGAGACUGAAAAGCACCACCAAAAAACUCAUCAACGUUCAGAAAGGAUUUCGUCAUGACAGCAGCAAAUGAUGGACUAUGUUUUCACCAAGCCAGUUAUUAUUAAAACUACUGUGGUGCUAGAUGUGAACUCUCACCAGCUGGCCUGACACAGGGGGGACUCAAACCCUGGACUGACGACUUUUUAAAGUAUGCCAGACUGACUGAAGAAGAGUGGAGAUUGUGCUGCUGUGGACUGUGCUGACGAUGGGGAUGUUGAUGAUGAUGAUGGUGAUGGUGAGAAUGUGUGAGCUUGCUCUCCAUGUCGCUGUGGAGACUCAAAAUGCAGGGUGUGAGCUUUUUAUUUUCUAACGGGAGUCUGAAAGGGUGAAGGUGAGGUGCACAUGUGGCUCGAGUGGAUGAUUUCAUCAAAUUUCACGCGCAUAACCAGUAUGUUUACUACUAUGUAACCUCUUAAAAAUCAACCAAUUAAAGCUCAAAACAUUUGUCAUAA